AUGGCCCUGAACACCCCUUUGGGGUUUAGCGAAAACACCUGCUGCUGUGAGCCCCCGCACCUUUUUGCCCUCAUGGGCAAUAUGGCGCUGGCCCCGUGGCUACAAAAUUGCCUACAGGGUCCUGAAGACUACAGCAGCAGCAGCAGCAGCAGCAGCAGCUCGACGAGUUCAAUGACAGCAAAGCUGCCACAGAGCCUGCACGUUGAACUUGUGGGGCCCUCCACCCUCUCUACAAGAGAACAAACAAGCAGCAGCAGCAACAGCAAAACACUGUACGAGCGCUUUAAACACCAUUAG
Messenger RNA from Eimeria tenella, 297 nucleotides. RefSeq lists its product as uncharacterized. NCBI's taxonomy places the organism in Eukaryota, Apicomplexa, Conoidasida, Eucoccidiorida, Eimeriidae. The record is from RefSeq and is a predicted model, not a curated record. The transcript has a single exon. Bases 1 to 297 code for a protein of 98 amino acids.